AUUAUCGUUGAUUAUCCUAUCGAUUGUGCACUGGAAACACAUGCAGCUUGUUGACAGUUGAGAGAGAGUCAAAGCUUCCUUCUUUCCGUUGUUGGUCAGGUUUUAAAAGACACAACUGUUCAUGGCAGCACUAGAAGGUCAGAGAGGAGGAGAACGAGGAGGAAGUGGUGAACCAACAUUUGUUUCCCUUGGCAUAAAUGAAGAGGAAGGAGAAUCACCUGCAAUUUUACUCAGUGUUUUGGCUCAGCAUGGUCAGGUGGGCCUCUGCUUCUAUAACAGUGAGGACUCCACUUUACACUAUAUGAUGGACACGCCUGACAACCAUGAGCUCCACCUGCUGGCCAGAGUUAUCCAGGAGGUUAGUCCCCACAUAAUCAUUACCAGUGCAAAGCAGGAGCGCUGCAUGACCCGCUUCCUGCAUCAACUGGGUUCAAAUCCAGACUACAAUCCAGAGGUGGUUACUUAUCCAUAUGUUGACUUUGGUCUGGAGGUCAGUAAGCAGAGGCUGCUUGCUGCCCAUCUGCCUUUCGUUCCUGCUUCCAUUUCUGAGAGAGACAAAAUGUCGUACCUUUCCUCCUGUAUCUCCUUUGACUCUCCCUUGAUGCUGAGGACUGUGGGCGCUUUGCUCAAAUGUUUGGACAGGAGGAGAGUGGGAGUAGAACUGGAAGACAGCAGUGUUAGAGUUCCUAUCCUUCAGUUCAACACCUACACACUGAGAGGUGUGGUGUAUAUUGAUCAAGACACAUACAGUGUUCUGCAAAUCUUCAAGUCAGAGCUUCACCCAUCAGUGUACAAGCUGCAUUCAGGGGAAAAAGAAGGACUCAGUCUUUAUGGUAUAUUGAACCGCUGCAGGUGUAAGUUUGGCUCCAGACUGCUCCGCCAGUGGUUUCUGCGGCCGACACAAGAGCUGACCGUGCUACACAGGAGACAGGAAGUGAUACGAUUCUUCACGUCUCCUCAGAACUCAGACAUCCAGAGAACCCUGCAGUCCUCGCUACGCAACAUCAGAAACAUACCAACUCUUCUUCACAGGAUGUCCCUCUCUCACACUAAAGUGACCGACUGGCAAAGUCUCUACAAGACGGUGUACAGCGCAGUGUGUAUCCGGGACACAGUGCGACACCUGCCUCAAUCCAUUCAGCUUUUUCAUGAAAUCAGUGAGGGGUUCUCUGAUGACCUCCACCAUAUCACCUCCAUCAUCAGCCGGGUUGUGGACUUUGAAACCAGCAUGACAGAGAACCGAUUCACCAUUAGACCAAAUGUGGACCCGGCAAUAGAUGAGAAGAAGAGGAGGAUGAUGGGAUUGUCUGACUUCCUGACAGACGUUGCGAGAAGAGAGCUAGAACAUCUGGAUCAUCACAUUCCGUCCUGCUGUGUCAUUUACAUCCCUCUGAUUGGAUUCCUGCUCUCCAUUCCUCGCCUGCCCAGCAUGGUGGAGAGAGAGGACUUUGAGAUAGAGGGGCUUGAUUUUAUGUUUCUGUCAGAAGACCGUCUGCACUACCGCAGCCAGAGAACCAAGGAGCUAGACAACCUCUUAGGAGACUUACACUGUGACAUAAGAGAUAUGGAGACAGCCGUAAUGACACAACUGCAGAACACAGUUCUGGAGAGGAGCAGCUCCCUUUACAAGGUUCUGGAUCUCGCUGCCGAGCUCGACUGUCUGAUGGCGAUGAGCAACGCCUCCCAGGAGUACAGCUAUACCUCACCCAAGCUUUCCAGCCACAGGACGAUGGCAAUCACACAGGGCAGACAUCCACUGUUGGAGCUGUGCUCUCCAGUGUUUGUGGCGAACUCCCUCCAGAGCUCAGAGUCACAGGGCAGAGUCAAGAUCAUCACUGGACCCAACUCAUCUGGAAAGAGCAUCUACCUCAAACAAGUGGGUCUGAUUGUGUUCAUGGCUCUGAUUGGUUCAGACGUGCCGGCGAAGGAGGCAGAGAUCGGUUUAGUUGACGGGAUCUUCACCCGCAUGCAGAGCAGAGAGUCUGUGUCUUUGGGCCUCAGCACCUUCAUGAUUGACCUCAACCAGAUGGCCCACGCUCUUAACAGCAGUACUGGCAACUCAUUAGUUCUCAUCGAUGAAUUUGGAAAAGGAACUAACACAGUAGACGGACUGUCCUUGCUGGCCGCAUCGAUCGCUCACUGGCUGAGCAAAGCUCCAGUGGAUGUUCCUCUCAUCUUAUUGGCCACCAACUUCCACAGUUUGCUGCAGCUGGGCCUGCUCCCCUCCUCUACCCUGCUGUCCCUUCUGACUCUAGAGACAGCAGUGGAUGGAGAUGAGUUGGUGUUUCUGUACCAACUAAAAGAAGGAAUCUGUCACUCCAGCUAUGCUGCCAACAUCGCCACACUGGCAGGCCUGCCAGUUAGUCUUGUGCAGAGAGGAGUGGAGGUGUCUGAACUGUACAGGACAGGGAGGCCCAUUAAACAUAUCGACAAAGCAUCAUCAGAUGAGCAGGCAAGCAGGUGUCAGGCUGUUGUGGAGAAGUUUCUGAAUCUAGACCUGGAAGACAAAGACUUGGAUCUGCACAGCUUCAUGAAAGAGGAGUUCCUGCCCUCUGCUGGAGAGCUGCUGAACCGCAGCUGAACAGUUGUACUUUGUGGUCAGUUUGUUUCUUCGUUCCUCACUGUUUUCAGAUGUUACUGAGAGUGAACAGGCUUGAUGUUCUUCAUGUGAUGUUCUUCCUGGAUGAAUUACAUUUAUUUACAUUACGCGACUAAAAUGCUGUUGCAGUAACACUGUACAGAAAUAUUAAAUAGCAUGCCUAGGUUUAUGUGGUUUACGUGUUGAAAUACUCAAAAUAAAUACAUUGAUCCUAUCAUUAAAAGUAGCAUGCACUAAUUCAAUCACACAAAAGACACACAGACUUUUACACAAACCUGUAAACGCUGACGCAUUUUACAGUUUAUUAUUAUUAAUAUUACUGUUAUUAUUAUUAUUAUGAUCCUACUAAGGCUUCAGUGACAUGCCAGGUAGUUAGGAAAGCUACACUGAGGCACAGGGGAGUAAAGACUUGAAGUUUGUGUGCCGAGUUACAGAACGGUGUGUCACAGCAGUGUUUGGUCAUGACGAAGAUGGUGUUGUUAGGGAAGAGUGCCACUGUUGUCUCUACACCACACUCCUCUGCCUUUGCACAACCCAACGUCUUCACAUCCAGAACAUCAGCUAGGGAAACAAGACAGUGUUCAGUGUAAGAUAGUUAGGUAGAUAAUUAAUUAAAAAAAAAUCCAAAAUACAGUUAUGUCAAUGUUAAACACACCGGCUUUCCCUCGGCCUGUGAAGCACCGCUCGCCAAGGCUGCAGUUGGUUUGGGUGGUGUAGCAGGCGUCCCAGAAGCCCAGGUCACAGCGGAAACACUCGAGCAACUCCUUCUCUUCCAGUGAUCCCUCUAUGUCCAUGAGCAGCUCUGAUUGCUCUUUCUCCUCACCUGAACAGAAAACAUUCCCGUUUACUUCAGAAAACUCAAUUAGUUAAUUAUAUUUAACCCAGUGAGUCUCACUCAGGUGGGAAACCUCCUCUGCGGAGGAGAACUGGCCAAAGCUUUUAUGUAAUCACUUGUUGGACACAUUAUUAUUCAGGGGUUGCUGAAUGUGUGAAGUGCUGGAGUGUUGCUGCGGGGCAUCAAGCCAAACUGAUGAGCCACAUUCUGCCAAGCACUAAAGCAUCUUGGAAAUAUUUAGUUUAUACUGUGGCAGUCUGGAAUUUGUUUCUUUGACUGGGUGACUUGAGCUAUUUAGUGUGCUCCAAGCCUUAGGGAGCAUCAUGUUUUUAUUAACAGAUACUGGAAUUAAUAGAAAACACAGUGGAGGAGUUGGAUUCUUCCUGUCACAUUGUACUGAACAGUCUCUUUGAAAAGAAAGGAGUCUGUCUUGGAUCUUCGGCUACUUUUCUUGUCAAGAAAGUUUCCCAAAUGUCCAUCAGACAAGAGUGAAAAUGUAUUUUGAGGACCUUUCAAGAGAAACACAUACAAUACAAAUAACAUUACACAAAAUGAACAUGACCUAUUAGAAUGAAAGCAGCAAUCGUCAGUUGCAAAGUGGCUGGAUUCUGCACUGCUGCAGUCUAAGGAAGGACUAAUCUCCUCCUCAUGGCCAUAAGAUGUUUUUCAGUGAGACUCUCAAUCCUUAUCCCCUCUCAUCUUGUUAGCUAGUGCUAGCUCAGGUUUACAAUUUGUCAAAUGAGAGUAAAAACACAGCUCAUUGUGAUGAGAACACAGCAACAUAUCAUCAUAGCCUUAUGAUUUAUAUCUUUACUCCAUUGUCUACUAAAAAUGCAAACUUUGACUCUACAUUAAUACAAUAAAUUCUACUUUAUUAAUAACGUAACUUGUCGAUAUUGGAGGAUGAACACUAGUGCUGUUUGAUUAUGUCUCGUUUACAUUUGCUGUAUAAAACUGAGUGUAGACUAAGCUGUAUCCUCUAAAAUGAACAUAAAGGUUAAGUGUAAGUGAAUACUUUCAACAAAAUGAUUUAUUAUAAAGCUAAAUGGUUAAUCCGUUGAUUCCACACAUGUAAAGGUUUUGCAUCCAGUUAAAUAUGUCAGGGGUCUUGGUCAGACAGCACUUUGGACCUUGAUCGAGGUUUUUCCCUCAUUGUUUUAUAGAAGAAGACUGACUGUAAAUCAAUACAAUAACACUGAGUGGAAAAUCCAAAUGAGUUGCAAAGCUAGAUAGUUGUAAGACUGUCGUCUUUGAAUGCAUUUGAAUUAUUUAGUACGUAAUAACCUGGGACUUCGAAUCGUGUCAUAUAUGGAAAAAGAAAAAUAACAUCUUUUAUUUCACAAAUCCUGAAGGCUAUUGAUUGAGCAUAUGGUAAGGUUACUUGAUAUUGAUUUUUAAUGAAUUAACCAAUCAAACCCUUGAAUAUACAUAACCCAGUUAUAUUCAUUGCUGUUGUUGAACACUGAGGUAUAAAAUCAACAGGUUCUAGUAGAAAUACAAUUUUAAAAUUAGAUAUACUACGGGGGACUACUGUGCACCUACUGUGUCCUCUUACCUUGAGCCACUGUGAGCAUUAUAACUGCAAAAACACAGAACAUUAGUGGUCUCAUGUUCAGCACGAUCCGUCUUCCAUGGGCAACACCAUGAGCACUGCAUAUGAGACCGGAAGCAGGGCUGAAAUUGGAUUAGUCCGGAAUACACCUGUUAUCUGCCCUGUGCUGACCACAGCUAUCACGACAGGCUGCAAACCAUCAAACAUGUGAAUGUCUGCAAAUGCAGAGGAGGUGGGAAAGUAGAGUUUGCCAGCCAGGAUUUUAUGUCAUUUGGUUGAUGCAUAUAAAUGAAGGUCGUGACUGAUCCUUCUGUUAGUGAAACUGCUGAAUAUCAGAUGUGGACAAAUGUCAUGGAAAGCAUUUCUCCAUCCGUUUCUCCAUCAAUCCUUGUUUCUGCUGAAACGGAUGAAGAAGGGAGAAGAAGAAAAAACACUUCCAAACUGUCAUCUUUAGGCUGCUUGAUCUUUAGCCGCUCUCUGCUCAUCCAAAAAAAUGUCGACCGAUGCUCCUUACACUCUUAAGGAACAAAGAAAUUGCAUGCGCUCUGAGUCAGUGCAUGUUUAAGCAGCUUACGGCCUACUGUCCGUCUGCUAAGAUAUGUAUCACUGCAUACACACACACACACACAGUGAAAGAGGAGGGAUUCAGUUUGGUUAUAUCCUCAAUGCAGCAUAAAAUGUGUCGCUGAAUUAUGUAAUGCUGCUGCGUGCAUGUGAAUGCCAGGGUUUUCUUGAAUUGACUGUUGCUGCAGUGAUGUGUGCAGUACAGGUGUAUGAAGAUUCUGAAAAUCCCCACCGGGCACAGAAUUCUUUACAUAACAUGCAGUGUAAUAACAAUCAUCAGCACAAUUAUGAAUCCUUUUUUUUUUUUAUUAUGUGUGGAUUUGUUGGUUAUUUUUGAUUGAGCAUCUUCAAUUCUUGAACCAUUGCUGGGGCAAAUAAACUGAAGAUUGAUAUUUUCCCUGUCCUGUUAGGUGUCAUGUUGGGAAGCUGCUCACUUUAGACAAAGAGGCUGUUGUGGUGUUGUUGUUUUACUUCCUCCAUUGAUAUAAAUGAGCUGGAUAAAAUAUUCAGAGCAGUUUCUCAGUGUUCACAGAAACUGCAGUCUCCAGGUGUGGAUUGUUAAUGUUUCAACAGGAACUGGACAUAGGAUUGAGCUUACGACCAUAUUUACUUUUAGCUGUCAGGUUUACCUAAUACACUGGUGACUGUAGGAAAAAAAUAUGUAAAUGUUAAUGAAAGUAAAUGUUAUCGUAAUUAAAAUUCAAAACUGCUGAAUUAUAAUUACCCCCAAUAAAAUGACAGGUCCAGUGUGUAAGAAUAGGUGACACCUAAUGGUGAGACUGUAGAGUGCUUCAAAAGGUGGACUCCUCCCCUAAAGCCUGCCCCACACAAGAGGACAAUUGGCCAGAUUUUGGUCCUGAUCUGUUACAGAGUUGGAGCGUUACCCCACAGUAACCAAUGAGAGUGAGUUGACCGGGAAACAGAUGUUGCAUACUUUUCUUUAGAACCAUAACUUGUACGAGCCAAGUUGAUUCAGCCAAGACUUCAUCCACAUUUUUUGCCUUUCACAACAGC
Molecule: messenger RNA, 6564 nt
Organism: Solea solea (common sole)
Lineage: Eukaryota; Metazoa; Chordata; Actinopteri; Pleuronectiformes; Soleidae
Gene: msh5
Product: mutS homolog 5
Exons: 26
Coding region: 122-2581 (819 amino acids)
Biological process (GO): mismatch repair; chiasma assembly
Cellular component (GO): nucleus
Molecular function (GO): ATP-dependent DNA damage sensor activity; ATP binding; mismatched DNA binding
Source: RefSeq, a predicted model, not a curated record